AUGGCAGAGACGAAUAACAGGACAGAUGCUUGUGAGGGGACCAGGACUCUUCUGGUGACUGAGGAUGUGGAUUCUUGUGGACCCAGGAGGGAUGGUACGGAUUCUUGUGGGCCCAGAUUUGAGAGUACGGAUUCUUGUGAUGGUAGGCCGCCGCUGCCCAGUGAGCUACCGUCGCCUCAUCAACACUUUGAAAGAAGACUAGCCUCUUUUGAGGCGUGGCCGAUGCAGAUGAAUCAGACUGCUGAAGAGAUGGCUCAUGCGGACUUCGAGUACACGCUGAGUACUGAUAGCGUUUGCUGUUUCCAGUACGGCGUGCGGCUGAGAAGAUGGGCGCCCCUCGAUGAUCCUUGGGUGGAACACCUCAAGUGGUCCCCUCAAUGUACCUAUCUCAAGAUGACCGGGGUGGCAAGUCACAAGAAGGACAUGGCAGCUACUUUUUUUCUGGCACUAUGUGUGCGAGAAUGCGAAUCAGUGCAACGCGAAUGA
Molecule: messenger RNA, 486 nt
Organism: Haliotis rufescens (red abalone)
Lineage: Eukaryota; Metazoa; Mollusca; Gastropoda; Lepetellida; Haliotidae
Product: baculoviral IAP repeat-containing protein 7-like
Exons: 1
Coding region: 1-486 (161 amino acids)
Biological process (GO): regulation of cell cycle
Cellular component (GO): spindle microtubule; cytoplasm; nucleus
Source: RefSeq, a predicted model, not a curated record